This is a messenger RNA of Gambusia affinis (western mosquitofish), 2680 nucleotides long. RefSeq names its product sorting nexin-1-like. Gene Ontology annotation, biological process: early endosome to Golgi transport; intracellular protein transport. The record is from RefSeq and is a predicted model, not a curated record. The transcript has 16 exons. Gene Ontology annotation, molecular function: phosphatidylinositol binding. NCBI's taxonomy places the organism in Eukaryota, Metazoa, Chordata, Actinopteri, Cyprinodontiformes, Poeciliidae. Gene Ontology annotation, cellular component: endosome membrane; endosome. The coding region runs from base 192 to 1724 and encodes 510 amino acids.
AUGCUAACUGCAGAAAGACGCCAUUCAAACCCAGAACCAUCCUCUACCAACUACUUCACCACACAACCUCCAGGACACCGGCCCGUGGCGUUAGUGUAAUACACAUUGGGGACCAGCAGGUGUCACUGCAGCCGCCCUCCUUCCUGAUUCCCUCACUUCCGCCCGGGACGCUCUGACUGACAACACGGACUAUGGCGUCCAGCGCGGAUCGAAAUCCUCCUCCUUUCCCCGCAUCGGAGGAGCCAGAGCCCGAACUAUCCGACAUGGCAGACGGAGACAGCGACGAGGGAGACGACAUUUUUGUCAGCAACAGCCGCCCGGCGUUUGUCAGUCGAGGAGUUUCUCAGCCAGAGGAGCCCGCAGAUCUGUUCAAUGAGGAGGCCACCACUGCCAAACCCAACGGAGUUCUCUCCGAUGACGACGACCUGUUUGCAGAAGCACAAGGAGAUUUAAGCUCAGAUCCGUCCGCCGACUCUACUCGUAAGGAUCUGUCCUCCUCUGGCCCGCCGUCGGCUCGGAGUCCUGCAGCUCUGCAGCCCACCUCUCUGGAGCAGCUUGAAGAAGAUGAGGCCAAGGAUAGCUUCGAUGUGGAUGUUGCCGUCACCAACCCAGAGAAAGUUGGAGAUGGAAUGAAUGCAUAUGUGGCCUACAAAGUAUCCACCAGGACUUCUUUGCCCAUGUUCAAAAGUAAAGCCUUCACUGCCAGGAGACGUUUCAGCGACUUCUUAGGCCUCUAUGAAAAACUCUCAGCCAAACAGUCGCUCCACGGUUGCAUCAUACCACCUCCACCUGAGAAAAGUGUUGUAGGAAUGACAAAAGUGAAGGUGGGCAUGGAUGACCCAUCGUCUGUGGAGUUUGUGGAAAAGAGAAGAGCUGCUCUGGAAAGGUACCUUCAGAGAAUAGUGUCUCACCCGCUGCUACUACAAGAUCCUGACGUCCGUGAAUUCUUAGAAAGAGACGAUCUGCCCAGAGCGGUAAACACCCAGGCGCUCAGUGGAGCCGGUUUCCUGAAAAUGAUCACCAAGGCGUCUGACGCUGUCAGCAAGAUGACCAUCAAGAUGAACGAGUCCGACACCUGGUUUGAGGACAAGUUCCAGGAGGUGGACAUGGAGGAGCAGCAGCUGAGGAAGCUUCACGCUGUCGUUGAUUCUCUGGUGAAUCACAGAAAAGAGCUGUGCAUAAACACAGCCGUGUUUGCCAAAAGCAUGGCCAUGCUAGGAAACUCCGAGGACAACACGGCCCUGUCGCGGGCCCUCUCCCAGCUGGCCGAGGUGGAGGACAAGAUGGAGCAGCUGCACCAGGAGCAGGCGGGAAGCGACUUCUUCGUCUUUGCCGAGCUGCUCGCCGACUACAUACGCUUGCUUGGCGCCAUGCGGGGUUGCUUCGACCAGCGUGUGCGGGCGUGGCAGCGAUGGCAGGAGGCUCAGAGCACGCUGCAGAAGAAGAGAGAAGCCGAAGCCAAGCUGCUGUGGGCUAACAAACCCGACAAGCUGCAGCAGGCGAAGGAAGAGAUCGCCGAGUGGGAGGCGAAGGUUACUCAGUACGAGAGGGACUUCGACAGGAUUGGGAUGACCGUGCGGAAGGAGGUUCUCAGAUUCGAGAAAGAAAAGGCAAAGGACUUCAAGAGUCAGAUAAUCAAGUAUUUAGAGGCGAUGCUGCAGUCUCAACAACGGCUCAUAAAGUUCUGGGAGGCGUUCCUGCCUGAAGCGAAGGCGAUAGCUUAAUGAAGUGGAUUUUCCUUCUUUUUCUUUUUUUUUUCUUUCUUUUUACUAAAAAGAAAACCCCAACUGCCUUUGAACACUUUUACCUCUUUACCAGAAGUUGAGAGAGAGAGGAAAGUUUUUGAAACACAGAAGGAACUUCCGUCCGUUUUUUGUUUUGUUUUUUCUGUCUUUUUAAUUCAAAUGAAUUCUUCUGUACAGACGUUUGAUAUAAUAAGCUGCCACACGUACCUACUAUGUCUUUGACAACAUUUUGUGUUUGGGGGGGUUCGUUGAAGGGGUGUGAAGGUAAAAGCAAGCCUGAUCACAGCCUGAAAUGAAGUGUUUUAUCAGGCAUCUAUGGUUUCGAUUAUAUGCUCCUUUCCUGUUUAAUAGAUGCAUGUUGCAAAGUUCGAUGCACUAAAAAUGGAUCGCACAAACAGAAAGCUUUUCUUUUUUUUAUAUACUGAAACACCAGUGUUGAUGACUAUUAAAUGUAUUAACGCAUUCUUGAGGUUUAUUAUAACACAAUGUAUUUUGGAUAUUAGAAACAGUGUUACAGUGCAGAACUAACGCCACAAGCUUAUCAAAGUUUUAACCAAUUAAUUAGUCGUAAGGCAAGCUCAACAGGAGAAUACAAUCUGUAUCACUACUAUAUUUAUUGUAUUAAUGACGUUGUUCGUUCAUAUAUUCAAUAUCGCUGCAUUUAUUUUGUCGCCAGCCCAAGUGAGGUAACAUGGACCUGUUAUUGAUAUUGAAUCACACAGACACUGUUUGAUCGUUUUCCUGCUUAGUAGGCGAGCGACUGGUUAAACGGUGACAGGAAAACUGACAAUAAGUGAUGCAGCCCCUUAUUUACUGUUUUCUGAUUGUCCUUUACAUAAGAAUGUGCUUUAUUUUUAUAACCACUUUGCAUUAGUACAUGCAUUUUCUUUGAAAUGGUGUUGAGGUAAAUGUACAAAAUAAAUGUUUGACUAAGC